UUUCAUCACUUCGAGCGAGGAGGCAGAGGGAGAAGAAGACGUCAGUCACAGAAGGCAGAAAUUCCUGAAAAUGGUGAAGUUCUUGAAGCCGAACAAGGCCGUUAUUGUCCUUCAAGGACGCUAUGCCGGUCGCAAAGCUGUAAUCGUACGUACCUUCGAUGACGGCACGCGUGACCGCGCGUACGGCCACUGUUUGGUCGCCGGAAUCAAGAAGUAUCCGAGUAAGGUCAUCAGGAAGGAUUCUGCCAAGAAGACGGCGAAGAAAUCUAGGGUUAAGGCUUUCGUCAAGCUCGUGAACUACCAGCAUCUCAUGCCCACGCGUUACACCCUAGAUGUGGAUCUUAAGGACGUAGUGACCAUCGAUGCCCUUCAAUCGAAGGACAAGAAGGUCACUGCCUUGAAGGAGACUAAGAAGAGGUUCGAGGAGAGGUUCAAGACCGGCAAGAACAGGUGGUUCUUUACCAAGCUUAGGUUCUGAGUUUUUUCCUCCGGGAACAACGACGUUGUUUCAUACUAUAUUUCUGUACUAGUCUUGUUAAGGGAAUUUUGGAUAGAUAUUAUAUUGUUAUCGUUUACCGAAUUAUUCUUGGGUCUGUUGAGCUAUGUGCUACUUUCUUUAGUUGAAUUGCUAAUCAUGUCAUUUCCAAA
Prosopis cineraria is the source of this 648-nucleotide messenger RNA. Its product is annotated as 60S ribosomal protein L27. Gene Ontology annotation, cellular component: ribosome; cytosolic large ribosomal subunit. The coding region runs from base 71 to 478 and encodes 135 amino acids. Gene Ontology annotation, molecular function: structural constituent of ribosome. Gene Ontology annotation, biological process: translation. The record is from RefSeq and is a predicted model, not a curated record. The transcript has a single exon. Lineage: Eukaryota; Viridiplantae; Streptophyta; Magnoliopsida; Fabales; Fabaceae.